Pediculus humanus corporis (human body louse) is the source of this 732-nucleotide messenger RNA. Its product is annotated as phospholipase C, putative. Gene Ontology annotation, biological process: phosphatidylinositol-mediated signaling; lipid metabolic process. Gene Ontology annotation, molecular function: phosphatidylinositol-4,5-bisphosphate phospholipase C activity. The record is from RefSeq and is a predicted model, not a curated record. Lineage: Eukaryota; Metazoa; Arthropoda; Insecta; Psocodea; Pediculidae. The transcript is spliced from 5 exons. Bases 1 to 732 code for a protein of 243 amino acids.
AUGGAAGACAACGACAGAGGGGGUAGCGGUGGUGGUGGUGGUGGUGACUUGUGGACGGAGGAAAUCGUCAAAUUGGCGUACAACAUAAAUCAAAUGAAUUUAUCACCGACGAGAUUUUUAGAAAAAGCUCACACGAGGAUAUCACUGAUGACGGAUAAAAACGACAAGAUACCCGUUAAGAACAUAAUCAAAAUGUUCGCACAGAACAAGGACGAUAAGAAAAGAGUGGAAAAAGCUUUGGACGGAGCCGGAAUGCCCUCCGGUAAAAGCGACGGGAUAUCAAUUCAAAAAUUCACGUUCGAAGAUUUUUACAAUUUCUACAAGAAUUUAACGCUGAGAACGGACGUUGAAAAAAUAUUCGACGAAAUUUGCGGUACAUCGUCCAAAAGAAAAUUUUUAACGGCGGAAAAAUUCGUCACGUUUCUGAACAAGACUCAACGAGAUCCGCGACUGAACGAAAUACUCUACCCGUAUGCGAACCCGGCGAGAGCCAAAGACCUAAUACAGCAAUACGAAACGAACAAGAUGAACGCUCAAAAGGGACAACUCAGUCUCGAUGGUUUUCUUAGGUAUUUAAUGAGCGAGGAUAAUCCGAUAAUAGCAUCGUCAUCCUUUGAUUUAUCCGACGACAUGGAUCAACCGCUUUCCCAUUACUUCAUUAAUUCUUCGCACAACACUUAUUUAACAGAGAGAGUUUUCUUCAGUCUUUAUUGUUUCGCUUUUGUUAAAUAA